AUGAUUUGCGUUCAGGUUGACAAAACAGACCAAUUGAUACUACUUGGGUGUGAUAAUAAGAAAUAUCUAAUCUAUGAUCAUGAUUUUAAUGUGUUAUAUGAUAGGAAAUUCGGUAAAAAAAUAUCAUUUGUAACGAAAUGUGACGAUAAACUUAUAAUUGGUGAUUAUUUUGGGGAUGUGUCUGUUUUAAACUAUCGCAGUGCCGAGUGUGUUGGUCCCUCUGAAAGCCCAGAGGAUACCGGCAGGGAUGACAAAGUUGUGGUACCUUAUUCACACUAUAGUACGAUUACGGCAUCAUUGAUAUGCCGUGACGCACUUUUUACCGGAGAUAAGGAUGGAAAGAUCAUUUUCACUUCGAUGACCAAUUUGCAUGAAAUUGGAUCGAUUCUAUUGGCACAUAAAAUUUGUAUGGAUAUUGUUGAUAAUAAAUUUCUGGUUUCAAUAUCCAUUGAAAAUACAAUUAGGAUCUGGUGUUUGUCAACUUUCUCCGAGUUACUUUGUAUUAAUUUACCCACAGAUGUGUAUAAUGUGUCCUGUGAGUACAGUAAAAAUCUUAUAGUUGUACCAUAUUGCAACCACUUAUUGGUCACUCAGUUUAAUUUUGAUAAGUUGGAACUGAGAGAUUAUUUUGUUUUCAAGUUGCCUUUUGUGGCUCAGUCGUCUCUGUUUAUUGAUGGCCACUUGUACCUAAUUGAUGAAUUCUCAAGUUUGUAUUCAGUUGAGUUUGAUGCUGAACUAGGUGUCAAAGACGAUAAAGAUUCUAGAAAGGGCACUAUUCAGCAAUUAGGCAGAGUACCGAGUAGUCAAUUCAGUACCAAUAUUGCAGUAGAGUUGCCACCACUAACUGCCUCUAAAGCACUUGAGCCUAGGCUGUUGCACGACGAUCAAAACCGGAACAGAGGAGUGAAGAUAAACAUAACUAAGCACGUUAACGUUUAA
Theileria orientalis strain Shintoku is the source of this 939-nucleotide messenger RNA. RefSeq lists its product as uncharacterized. The record is from RefSeq and is a predicted model, not a curated record. The transcript is spliced from 5 exons. Lineage: Eukaryota; Apicomplexa; Aconoidasida; Piroplasmida; Theileriidae. Gene Ontology annotation, biological process: RNA (guanine-N7)-methylation. Gene Ontology annotation, molecular function: tRNA (guanine(46)-N7)-methyltransferase activity; protein binding. Bases 1 to 939 code for a protein of 312 amino acids. Gene Ontology annotation, cellular component: tRNA methyltransferase complex; cytosol; nucleus.